AUGAACCGCCAAUAAACUGAGGAUCAACCAUAUAACGAUGAAAUAAAAGGGGGGCUAUAUUUCGAUGAUUUUGAAGAGUUUAAGAAUAAAUCAUCAGAUAAUUCUCUACUUUAUUACAGUUUUUAAUAAUCAAAUAAUUUUGUAUUAUAUCUUCCUAGCACAGAAAUCAAUAUUAUUUGUCAGAUCAUAGAUCAAAGAGGAUCAAUUACAAAUAUUCAAAAGAGCCUAAAUAUCUCUAAAAAGCAAGUCACAUUUAAUAAUUUAAAUAUAGAUCAAUUGACAUUUUUGUAAAAAAUUUCUUGGAUAUUUGAAAUACUUAUAAUUCAAAAUGACAAAUAGAAUUGUACACAAUUAAAAGAUGAAAUAUAUAAUUAUAUUCAAUAACAAGUGACUUCAGAUGUUUAAUCAGAAAAAUUGUUGGCCUAUUAAACAAUUAAUCUAUACAAAAAAGUAUCAAUAAAAUAGGCGAAUUCAAAUUCUACAAGGAGAUUAUUAGAAUAAAAAUAUCAAAAUUAAUGCUACAAUAAUGAGACAUCUCUCUUUAUUAUUACUAAUUAGGAAGUUACCUAGAAAAAUAGCAUUAAUAUUUCAUCAUUAACAGAAAGUUCUCAAAAAGUUUAAUCAUAAAUAGUUGAUUUAAUUUAGUUGAGGAUAAAUUUAGAAAAUUAAAACUCCCAAAGCAAUCUAAUUGUUGAUUCUCAGUUAGUUAUGAUGAUUAAAACGGUUACCUAAAUAUUAAUUGGUUCUGUACACUUAAUUGAUGAAUAAUAUCUGAUUAUUUCUUAAAAUGAAACCUCUCCCCAAUAUUAUGAGGAAGUAAUGAAGAUAUCUGAAACCUUAAUUUAAUUAAUUGAAAAUAUUACAAUUCAAAUUAGUGACAAUCUUUAAGUUAAUGGCUAGGUUUUAUCAUUUUACGGAGCUAUACUGUCAUUAUAACUUUAAAAAAUUACUAAGUCAGUAUAUAACGCACAGUUUUAAAUAUAGUAUGAUUACUUAGAUAAUUUAAUUGCAUUCAUACAAAAGUCAUAACUAAAAGUUAGUUUUAAUUAUUAUAAUCUAUCAUAAUCUUACAGAACCAUGCUUCAAAUUUACUUAAAUAGAUCAGAUUUUGAAAAUGAUUAAAACUAUUUUGUCAAAUCAUUCCUAACAAAUUAUCUUUAUACUGGUUCUUAAAUCAACCAGCUAUAAUUACAAUACAUAUUAUAAAAUUGA
Messenger RNA from Paramecium tetraurelia, 1212 nucleotides. RefSeq lists its product as uncharacterized. The record is from RefSeq and is a predicted model, not a curated record. NCBI's taxonomy places the organism in Eukaryota, Ciliophora, Oligohymenophorea, Peniculida, Parameciidae. The transcript has a single exon.